UUCUUGUACUAGAUAACAAAUUUUGUUAAUUCUUGAGAAAGAGGUUAGAUUUAUGCCGAUAAAACACGAUGGCCAUGGAGUUUUUAGUAAAUCGGCUGAAAGCCCUCGUAGUAUUAAUCUUAGGUAUACUCAGGCAAGCAAUGUGCUGCCUACGACGUCGACGUAGAUCAUCCUGCGACUCGAUUCCUUUGUCAGCGGUCGGUGUGGUACCCAACACGGCAAAUAACACAACAGAAUCAGAGCAGUGGGAUCAAUGGGUGGAAAAUCCUGUUGUUGUCGUGCCAGACAGGCCAGUUAAUACAAUACAAGCUAAGAUUGAACAGUACAGACAGCAUGUGUCUAAGCCAGAUGACUCAACCGAAGAAGUGCUACCAAAUUUCUUUGAGGACAUGACACCACAAAUCACUAGGCAGACAAAGAUUCUGGUGAAAGAUAAAAAUUCAGAGAACGCUUCGCGAAAUUCUUCAAAGUUUGCAGUAGUCAGUGACCCCAUACCAUCUAAUGAACUCGGAGAAUGGGAGGACAACGCUGUUGGUUGGGAAGAAGAAACAUCAAAGGAGUUUGGAGAUCCCACGAAAACACUGCGAGAACAAAAGAGACGGGAACGGGAACAACGACUGUUCGAGCAGCAACAGAAGAGAAUUGAACGCAACUCAAGACCACAACCCUUAGGAGCGAAGUUAACGUCUUGAUAAGGAAGAACGUGCUCACAGUAUUUUUUUAUUGGAAAUCAUAAUUUACCAUCUGUUGGCGUCCAUGCACAGGAAUUUUUUUAAAUUACAUGGAACGCCACUUAGCGCCACGAAAUUAACGGGUGUUACAAUUUAUAUUGUCGGUAAUUGUUGCGGGUUCUUGUAAAUUUUAUUCAAUCGCCGUCGUGCAUAACAAGCAUAACACGAGGGUAUUUUAUUUAAAUGAUUGAAAUUUAUAUUUCAAUUUAUUUGUUAAUUAUUAAUACACCGCAUAUAAUGAAUUUAAGUUAUUACUUCUAUUUGACCUGUAAACACCGUGGUGGUAUUUAACAGAUUGAAAAGCAACGGCCCGUUGACAUUCAACAACGUUGCAUUUAAUAUAAUACAAACAGUAAGGACCGGCUUAUUUAUACAGUGCGCAGUCUUUAAACGAACUAUACUGUGAAAGGACAGUGUCAUUUUACCUUAAAGAUGUUUUUUACAUCCGAAAACAUUCCAUGUAAAUAACCCUAUAGUGCUAU
Messenger RNA from Dufourea novaeangliae, 1213 nucleotides. Its product is annotated as receptor-binding cancer antigen expressed on SiSo cells. Gene Ontology annotation, cellular component: secretory granule. The record is from RefSeq and is a predicted model, not a curated record. NCBI's taxonomy places the organism in Eukaryota, Metazoa, Arthropoda, Insecta, Hymenoptera, Halictidae. The transcript has 4 exons. Bases 69 to 692 code for a protein of 207 amino acids.